CACGUGAUAUAUUACCUUUCAAAAUGGGUUCCGGAAGUUGUGACGUUUGAUGCUCCAGAUUUGACAACAUUUUGACAAGUUGUUGCUGCUGAAACUGGAGAUAUGAUGUCGUGAAUUUACAGUUGAUCAUAAACUGUUAUAUAUUUGGAGAUUUGGCUGACAAAAUGACAUUAUGGGAAAAUCUGAAAGGAUUUGCCAGCAGCCGUCCUCCACUGGUGAUGUUCAUGGUCUGUCUGGGAGCCUUUGCCAUAGCUUUGAUUUCACUGUCUUAUUAUUUUAAAUCUAAUGACCUCUACAAUCCAGAUUUAACUGAGGAAUGGCAGGCAUUUUUAGAGAAUUUUGCUGAAGUUGACUUUUGUAUUACUAAUAAUGAUUCUGACAUACAGAUAGGAGAUUUUGAACCUCCAUUGAGAUUACACCAUAUAUACUCAAAGUUAAGACCAACGUCACAUUUCUCUAGACCCACAAAUGAUGAAGUUGUGAACACAUCUAUAUCAAUGUGGGUUGAGAUUACUCCUACAAGAGAAUUAAUCCACAUGCCAAACAAUAUAACAUUCCUUUACGCAUCACUGAAUGGCAGUAUGGUUGGAUUAAGAGAUCAUAAGCUAGAAGACACAAUGAAUUUGACAUUAUAUCUACCUAUUGCUUGGAAUCAAAUCCAUUGUUUGAAGACAGGAAGGUGUUCAACUGUUAAAGUACUGGCUUGUGUCAACUUCCAGGCUCCUGCCUAUUUCUUCCCAAGUGUCAGGCAACCUGGAGUUUGUUAUGGUAUGAACGAAUCAGGAGCAGAAUAUCAUAGUAAGAUGGUGGCCAUUCAUAAAAGUAGUCAGGCAGGUGGAAAGAAGGCGUGUCCUGGGAGUCCACACCUACUUAUCAAACAUUCCAGAGAUCCAAACAUCAACAUGAUGUUGACUCUUGAGGACCGAUCUGUAAUUAACCUACAUCUGAUGCACACAAGUUACUUCCUGGUUGUGAUGUUCAUUACAUUAUUUUGUUACGCUUUAAUCCGAGGGAAACCUGCAAAACCAAAAUCACAUCCGUACACAGAGGUUCAGACUUCAGUAUAGUAUAUACCAAAGGAUUACAAGUGUACUCUUCUAUGACAGUAAAACGAUCAGCUGUUGAAGAUAGUUAACAGAAAUGCUCACCAAAAAGAAAUCCAAAGUAAAGAAGUAGUUCAUGUCCAACUGUAAACUGUUGAAGCUUUUUUUAAAUGCUUUGAAACAGUUUUUAUAAAUCUGCCACUAAUUUAUUUUGUCAUGAAGUAUUCAUUAACUUUUCAAGAAUCUUUGACCAAUUUGGAAAAAAACAAGCUGCAUGGCUUACUAUAAUACUUCUUCUAUAUUAUAUAGAAGUAAAUUAAUGUUUAUUUAUAUAGUUGGUUUCUAAUGAAUUUAAUAGGUGAAAGUGGAAACCAUAAUUUUGGAUUUUUUUUUUUUUUUUACUAUGAAUCGCAAAUUUUAAAAUGACAAUAAAACUUGGUCAAUACAUAUAAAAUCCAGGUUGUUAAAAUCUGGAAAAUAAGUAUUUUUUUCUGUGCAUAGGGACUCUGAAAUAGUGUUUUCAUCAAUUUAUGUUCCUGUAAAAUAUAAUAGAAAAAGCAAAUUAACACUAAAUGAACAGCUUAGAGAUAUAACAAGAAUGCUACCUUUUUAGUUGAAACAAAAUAGGAAAAACAAAAACUUUUUUAAAACUUGAAGAUAAAAUGCUAAAUUUUUAUGAUAAACAAACUUUUCAGGAUCUUGUAUAUUGCAAUUAAUGUUUUAUUCAGCAAAUGUUUCAAAUAGAAAAAAUAUGUUUGAAAUAAUGAUAAAUGUAUGUAUGGUUAAUAUAUACAUAUUUAAUUUUACCAAAGUUUUCUCGUACUACAUGUAUUUUUUGUUAUUUAUUGUUUUGCUUUACACAUGAUGUAUACAUAUUUUCAUCUAAAAACAUAUUUGGUUGUGUACAUAUUUCAUUAUAUCAUAUAUGUCAGUAAUGUAGUAUUUGACAAAAAAAUGUUUAGUUUUUAGUCAUCAUAGCAAUUUAAGAGGGUUAUGUAAUCUUUAAACUACAAUCAAUACAUAUUAUGUUGUAAUCAUUCAGUUAUUGAGAUUUUGUAAAUACACUGUUAUUAUACAUUUUUUGUCAUCAGAAAUAUUCAAUCUACAUUAAUUCAAUGGGGAUAAAAUACAGAUCCUGUCCAUGCUUUGUAUACAAGUAUCUAAAGACUUUAUUUCUAAUUUUGUGAUUAUAAUUCUAGCCAAUGAAAUUACAGCUUCUGAAUUUUGUUUGGGUGAUCAUUAUGACAAAUCUAGAGGAUACCGAAAGGUAUUAUAAAACUGAAAGUAGAACAGAGCUUUUUCAUAUCAAUGUAAGCAAAGCAUGGAUGCAUUAUAUACUUAUUUAAUUAUUUAGACUAGACCCACUCACCACAUCUUGGGCAUUUGGCUAGUAAUUUACUUAUUUGGUAAUUAAUGUCAUAGCUGAUUGUUAAAACUGGAAGCCAUACAUUAUAUUGAUAAAAAAAAUUCAUUUAAUUGCCAAGAGUUAAAAGCUUUCAGUAGGAGUCAAAAAUAUUUCAUAGAUUUUAUGACAAUUUUUUUCUUUCUUCCCAAAACAUACCAACAGAUAAAAUCCACAAUACAUGCCUUUUCUGGAACAGUCUUAACUAAAGACUUGCAAGUCUUGUUGGAGAAAGGAUUACUGAGUUAACAUUUCAGUAAAUGAUCUUCUCGACAUUUGCAUAUUAAGAUAUUAUUUAUGACAGAGAGUGAUAUUAUUUACAUCCUAUUACAUGACUGGCAUGUUACUUCUGAUAUUUCCUAAGUGAACUGAUAUUAAACACUAUAACUGUAUGCAAAUAAACAUGUAUUUCUUCAUAUGUUACCAUGUUAAAAAGUCAAAAAACGGUUAUGUUGCACUUGUAAUAUCAGAUAAACUGUUUAAAUGGAUAUUUUCUGAAAAUUACGAGAAAAUUCUUUAAAAUGCUCUUUAAUAUGGUCAUGACAUAGAUUAAUUAAAAAUGAAUGAUAUGUUUAUAAAUGAACAGAAAAUAUUAAUCUAAAUCAUUUUUUUCGUCUUAUUUUUAAUGUUAAAAAGUCAAAAAUGGGUGUCAUUACACACAAGUACUCAGUAACCAAAGCAACUGAUAUCUGUAUUCAAAAAGUCUGUAUCAACAAUGUUUAAAAAGGCUUUAUUUUCAUGGACUUGUUAAAUCAUUGUUUUCAUAUUUGUAAAAUACUUUGUUUUAUCAUAUGCACUAAAGAAUGAAGAAAAAAUACUCAAUGUAUAUGGUGUUCAUUUUUAGUAGGUUACUAUUCGACUGAAAAUUUGAUAGGAGUUUGAUUGAUAUCUGUAUAAUACUUAACAUGAUGGACAGGU
Mytilus trossulus (common blue mussel) is the source of this 3363-nucleotide messenger RNA. Its product is annotated as transmembrane protein 248-like. Lineage: Eukaryota; Metazoa; Mollusca; Bivalvia; Mytilida; Mytilidae. The transcript is spliced from 8 exons. The record is from RefSeq and is a predicted model, not a curated record. Bases 165 to 1067 code for a protein of 300 amino acids.